Messenger RNA from Geosmithia morbida, 864 nucleotides. RefSeq lists its product as uncharacterized. Lineage: Eukaryota; Fungi; Ascomycota; Sordariomycetes; Hypocreales; Bionectriaceae. Bases 1 to 864 code for a protein of 287 amino acids. The transcript is spliced from 3 exons. The record is from RefSeq and is a predicted model, not a curated record.
AUGUCAAGUCUGAAUGCCCAAAUCUCGGAGCACUUCCCUGUACGCCUUCACUACCCCAACACGCCCAUCACCUCGCCCAUCCGACUCCCCAGCCUCGAGGAGUUUGACCAGGGAGUCGAGGCCCUGGCCAGGUCAUACAGCCCUCCACCUUCAUGGACAGCACCUUCGCAGUCGACGGCGACACUGCCCAGCAUCAGCCAGGCCGUCUACGACCAGAAGCCUCUCCCUACUCUGCUUCAGCACCACCACCACCACCACCAAAACCACCAUCAUGCCUACUCUCGGCAGCAGCAGCAGCAGCAGCAGCAGCAGCAGCAUCCUCUGGCCGGAUCGCCCCAGAACCACCACGGCUAUCACUCCGGCUACUCCCCCAUGGGAGACGGAUACCCCUCCCCCCCGCCCGACCUGGAGAACCGCCACUGCAACAAGAAGUACACGACCGAGGAGGGCGACUUCAUCAUCUACGCCUGGCACGACAAGAAGCAGAAGUGGCAGAGCAUCCAGAAAGACUUUGCCCGCCUGUUCGGCACCACGCCCGAGCGCACCAUCCAGGGUCUCCAGGCCUGGUACUACCGCAUGAACCAGCGCAUUCCCGUCUGGGACCGCGACGGCCACCUCAUCUUUGACGACGAGGACGACAUCGAGCCCCGCUACAUCAGCAUCAAGUGCCGCGAGCGCGACGCCGUUCACAAGUCCGAGCCCCUGGGCCUUGCCCAGCGGUACCCCGAGAGGGCCAUCCACUAUCACUGGGUUGAUCCUGAAAUCAAGCGUCAGUCGCGCGACUGGGCCGCCAAGAGGACUCAGCAGUACCAGGAUCGCAAGGAGAGGAGGAAGCGCAAGGAGCAGAGGAGGUCUCGUCUUUGA